This is a messenger RNA of Phytophthora infestans T30-4, 2385 nucleotides long. RefSeq lists its product as uncharacterized. The record is from RefSeq and is a predicted model, not a curated record. NCBI's taxonomy places the organism in Eukaryota, Oomycota, Peronosporomycetes, Peronosporales, Peronosporaceae. Bases 1 to 2385 code for a protein of 794 amino acids. Gene Ontology annotation, biological process: ubiquitin-dependent protein catabolic process; protein ubiquitination. Gene Ontology annotation, molecular function: ubiquitin protein ligase activity; nucleic acid binding. The transcript has a single exon.
AUGAUACCUACAGCUCCAGGUGCUAGUGGAGACUUCGCGGGGGAGAUCGAGAGUGAAGCUGCUGAGAUUCGAACGCUAAUUGCACGGACGGCUGAGCUUUGGUCGGCUGUAGAUAGAGCUGAACAAGCAGAGGAUAUUCCACCAAUGCGGAGUUUCUCAGCCUCCGCCUUACAUCCGUCGCUCCCUGCUCCGUAUGAGUGUGCGGAGGAGGACGAUAGCACACUAAGUAGUGACAACGAGGAGUACGAAGGCGAUGAGGGUACCGAGGAAGAGAACGCUUCGCUUCAGCAAGUUGGAGACAAUUCCAUCGCUAACGAAGCUGGUACGGAGUCAUUAAGGCCCCCAAGUUUCGAUAAUGACCCCGGGAAUGAAGACACAGACGAAGAACGAGGUUUCCAGCUGGAGCAAGGCGAGAUUAUGGACCCGUCGAACCGCGCUAUCAACGCUGCAAAAGCUCGCGCCAUCAAGAACGCCAUGCUGGGGAACCUGAUCCGGUUAGGUUUCCGCGAGAACAUCACGCGUGCAGCCUUGGAAGCAGGCGCUCUGGAGAUCGACCAUUACGACUCGGACUGUGAACUGGCCUACGUCGACAUCUUCAUGUCCCUCGUGAAGAUGGUGGCCGACGCUCAUGUAGACGUCAUGAACGAGAGGGAAGACCUCGGACCCGACUGGGCAGUGAGCGAAGCCUACAGCGUGGAGCAACGUUCGUUCCUUCCCUUCAAGUGGCCAGUGUUUGACAUGGCGCAGUUCGAGUUUGGGAACGCGCGUCCGGGGACGUGUUUCAACAGCGUCUGUGUGCUGACCAAUCUGCCCAAAGUGUCGAUGGAUCGGACGGAGGAGCUGAUGGAAAUCUUGUCGUGCCACUUGUUCUGCAUGGUCGGAGACCCCAUCCAAUUGGUGAUCCCGUCGGCUAGCUCGUCAGGACGUACAAAAGGCCACGCGUUUCUCGAGUUCGACGACCCAGAGAUGGCCAGGAGAUGCGCGUUGGCAGUUGAUGGACUCACGUGGGGGAGAGGUCCGUUUGGGAGGAUCCGAGGCAACUUGUUUCGUCAGUAUCAAGUCAAAUCUCCUGCGGAAGGGCAGCGUCGAGCACAUAACUAUCCAAGCGACGACGGAGCUUCAUUUCCUCAGUCGUUUGCAGACAGAAGUCGGAUCAUCGAGCGCUUCCGACCUCGACAGGACGUGGCUCAACAACAGACUCUCUUGAGUGACAGCGAAGAAGACAGCAGCGACGGAGAGUGGGGCGCUAGUCGUCCGCUGGAGUACGCGCAGCUCAAUUCCUCGCCGCUACUGGAUCUAUCUGCCGGAAGUGUGGAAAUGAGAGAGCAGUUCGAACCUGUGCGGCAUCAAGGCAUCUCAAUGCAGCUUGGCUGGGACAAUGGAGCGCUGGGUGACGAGUAUUCAAGCGAAGAUGACGAGAAUGACGCCAGUUUCGAUAGCACUAGCGCUCUUGAGCUACAGGCCCCCGACGAAGAGAAGCUGCUGGACCACUCACUUUUCGACGAGCUCGUUCACGACGACAGUUUCAUUGACUCGCGGUGUUCAGCUACACGAGUCUCCGUGUCCUCUGGCGAAGCACAAGCGUCGUCGACUGUGACUUCGACCGCGUCGGCUGCUGCACGUGACGCUCUCACUGAAUCCGGUCACUGGACUGAACACGAAGGUGACGACGGCGCUGAGAAACCGUGGCGACGAUACUGCGAAGACCUGAUCGUUCGCAAUCGAGAGAUGCAGGAGCAAGUGGCGUUCGCACGUCGUCGCAUCCUCCAGCUGAGCCACAACAACCAGAAGCUGCACUUGCUGAUUGACCGAGUCGAACGAGACCGCGACGGGUUGCUGUUCGAGAACGACUCGCUGCAGACGCAGCUGCACGGCUUCGAAAACCACGCGCAGCACCACGACUCUCUCAUGCAGGAGGUGGCCACAUUACGCAACCGUCUGAAGCACAAGGAGCACACGGUCGACCUGAGGACUCUGGAUCCUCAUCAACAAGUCCAGGCGGCUUACACUGUUGCGAGUCGCUCGCAAGCUUCGCACUCCUUUCGUAGCGUUCGAUCGGCGCUCACUCUCGCGUCCGCCACGACUCUCACACACUGCUCGAUGGACGAGUUGAAGGAGUGGGAGCAUCUGCUCGAAACCACGUUGAGUCACGUCCGCUCUGCGAAGGAGGAUAAGGCGCUGGAGAUGCAGAAGAAACUGGACCGCCAAGUGGAGGAGCAGAACGAACUCAAGCUCUGCGUGAUCUGUCUGUCGAACGAGAAGACCAUUCUGUGUCUGCCAUGCCGUCACUUGUGUCUCUGUGAGGCCUGCUCCCGUCGUGAAGAGGUGGCCAAGUGUCCGAUCUGCCGUCUCGAGAUUGACGAGAUGCUAGCGGUCUACUCGUAA